AAUAAGGAGAAGGUGCGUCUGAAGGAGCGAGAGAAGGAGGCGCGAGAGAGGGAGGCGAGGUCUAGUAACGGUCACCUGUUCACCUCCCUCACCGUCUCCUCCACCACCCUGUGCUCCUCCUGCAACAGGAGCAUCACAGCCAAGGAGGCGCUGAGCUGCCCAGCAUGUAAUGUCACCAUCCACAACCGCUGCAGAGACAGUCUUCCCAGCUGUGCCAAGAUGAAACAGAGGCAACAGAAACUGUCGUUGGUGAGGAACAGCUCGGCUCUGCAGAACGUGGCUCUGCGUAACAAAACUCCGAUGAUGAAGGAGCGUCCGAGCUCGGCCAUCUAUCCGUCCGAUAGUCUUCGUCAGUCUCUGCUUGGGUCGAGACGGGUUCGCUCCGGGCUCUCGCUCGCCAAGAGCGUCUCCACCAAUAACAUCGCAGGGGGGUUGGAGGACUCUGUGGGUCUCAGGAGGAUUCUGUCUCAGUCCACUGAGUCUUUGAACUUCAGGAGCCGAACCCUGUCCAUGGAGUCCCUGACGGACGACGGUGAGUGGUGGUGGAGCCCCCUGCUGGAGGAGCUGCAGGAGGAAGGCAGCUGUGUUCAGGCCGACAGCUGGAGUCUCGUCGUGGAGCCGACCUUCCUGCAGACGCUUCAUAAAGACGUCAUCAAACAGCAGGACGUCAUCUACGAGCUCAUACAGACUGAGUUCCACCACGUCCGGACCUUGAGGAUCAUGGAGGGUGUGUAUCGGCGGGGGAUGCAGGAGGACGUGAUGUUGGAGGCGGGCGUUGUUCACAGCGUGUUCCCGUGUCUCGACCAGCUGCUGGAAUGGCACACACACUUCUUGUCCGAGUUAAUGAAGAGGAGGACGGAGGGUCUGAUGGAGGGCAGCUCCACCAACUUCACUGUCCAAAAGAUUGGAGACCUACUGCUGCGCCAGUUUUCAGGUCAGUCGGCAGACGACAUGAAGAAGACUUAUUCAGAGUUCUGCAGUCGACACCCGAAAGCCGUCAAACUCUACAAAGACGUUUUGGCUCGAGAUCGCAGACUGCAGCAAUUCAUCCGGCGUGUUUGUCGGGGUCCUCUGCUGCGUCGCCAUGGUGUUCAGGAGUGCAUCCUACUGGUGACACAGCGAAUCACAAAGUACCCAGUCCUAAUCCAACGAGUCCUCGACAACACCAAAGGUAGUGAGGAGGAGGUGCAGGCUCUGAGCCAGGCGCUUCUCCUCCUAAAGAAGCUCAUCAGCUCGGUGGAUAAGGAGGUGCUUGAGCUUGACCGGACUAGGAGGCUACAGGAGAUCCAGGCUCGUCUGGACCCGCGGGCGCAGGCGGAGGUACGGGGAGGAGGUGUGUUCAGAGGAGGAGAGCUGCUGAGGAGGAGGCUCAUCCAUGACGGGACAAUCCUCUGGAAGGUGCAGGGCUCCAGGAUGAAAGACGUACAGGUUCUGCUGAUGUCAGACAUCUUGGUUUUUCUUCAGGAGAAAGAUCAGAAGUUCACCUUUGCUUCACUGGACAAGUCUCCAGUGGUGUCCCUCAACAACUUGAUUGUCAGAGAUAUAGCCAAUCAGGAGCGUGGGAUGUACCUGCUCAGUGACUCCACCCCCCCUGAGAUGUACGAGCUGUAUGCUACCUCCAAAGACGAUCGAAAGACCUGGAAGACCCGAAUCCUACAGGCUGCACAGAGUUGUCCGUCCAGACAGGACUUCCCGCUCAUCGAGACUGAAGACAAAGCUUUACUGCGCAGACUCAGAGCUGACAUCCAGCAGAAGGACAGGGAGGUGCUGGAGCUCCUGCAGGAGCGGGUCACUCUGUUUUCGGACCUGGUGGAGGCAACAGGAAGAGGCACAACAGAUGAAGAAGAUGGUUUGGACCUCAGCACCUCCUCCUCAAGGACCUCCUCCUCCUCCUGCAGGAACCUGUUCAGAGCCGACACUCCUCAUGCUCCUCAGGCUGAGCCGCUCCUCAGUGCCUCCAUCGCUGAAGUGGACAGACUGACGGAGCUGCUGCUCGACUCCAACAUCCAGAAAUCCACUGUAACCAACGGCAACCAGGAGCUGAGCAAUGGUGACUCUGGUUCUCUGAACGGUUCUGUCGGCUCAAAGAGCUCCUCACAGGACAGAAACGGAAACCAGCUGCAGGAGGGAACGCUCGGCCAGGGGAUCUGUCAGCGAUUGAUCAGUCUGAGCACACACCUGCACGCUCUGCAGGCUGCUGUGAUUCGUCAGGACUCGAUCCUGGAGCUGUCAGUCACAACAGGUGCCUCUUUCUCUACCUCUGGCCCUGCCCCGCCACGACUCAGUCGAUCCAUGUCCCGGGACGCAGGUAUGGACUCCAGCGGAGAGGCGGAGCUGCUGCGGCGACAGGUGGGGCUGCUGCAGGAGGAAGUGACACGACUGCGUCUGAGGAGGGAGGAGCCUGGUGGAGAGGGGGUGGAGUCAGGCAGCAGGAACAAAAGCAAUGGAGAGAUCAGUGAUGGCAUCAAGAAAGAACAGGUGAGCAGGAGGCGUGGCAGCAGGGAACAGGAGCCCUGCCCCCUAGCCCCAUUGGCCGUCCAGGAUCCUGUCGACCAAUUAGACGGUGUACAGGAAGAACAUGAGGAGGAGGGAUUGGAGAUGAUGAGGAUCUCUCUCGCUCUGACAGCCCAGAGACCUGCAGGACAUCCCAGAGGAGAGCGAGUGUGGAGCUGA
Labrus bergylta (ballan wrasse) is the source of this 2673-nucleotide messenger RNA. NCBI's taxonomy places the organism in Eukaryota, Metazoa, Chordata, Actinopteri, Labriformes, Labridae. The record is from RefSeq and is a predicted model, not a curated record.